Helicoverpa armigera (cotton bollworm) is the source of this 2283-nucleotide messenger RNA. RefSeq names its product TBC1 domain family member 19. The record is from RefSeq and is a predicted model, not a curated record. Bases 111 to 1664 code for a protein of 517 amino acids. The transcript is spliced from 11 exons. NCBI's taxonomy places the organism in Eukaryota, Metazoa, Arthropoda, Insecta, Lepidoptera, Noctuidae.
UCUUUAUAUUUUAAUAUGAACUAUGAAUUUUAUAAAAAAAAGUAAACACAGUUACGUCUGUUAUUUUAUUUUUACAAAUUUAAAAUAGAUAUAAUUCAUGAAUAGUAAUUAUGGAAGGUAUAAAAGAAGAAGCCAUACACCACACAGCAUUAAAACUAGCCGAAGAAAUAAAAAAUCUCUCAAUAUACAAAUCAUUUUAUAGUGAUGUACAGAAAUUAGUAUCGUCACCAAAUGUUAAAAAAGAAGAUUUUAAACAAACAUUGCAGCAAGCUAUGAAAGAGAAGGGUUUGGACACUAAACUUAGGAAUACAGUUUUUCAUUGGGUCAGAACACAAAGUAAACAAAAUAAAUUGGAUCCACUUACAUCACUAUUAAAAGCAAGUGCUCAAUGGGAGAAGAGAAUACACAAAUCGUUAAAUUCAAUGUGCACAGAUCUGGAGACGUCACUAGCUAAAAUUAGACCUCAAAGUGAACAAGAGGAGUUAUCUGAAAAAUGGAAUGAACUUAGUACUUAUACUUUAGAUCUUUCGAAAUACCGACCAGUUUAUGCGCCAAAAGACUUCUUGGAAGUACUAAUAACUUUAUCCGGUUACGUUCCUUACACAAGAGAAGAUGAACCAAAAUGGGAGUUUGCUCAUUUACCUAUUCAAGUGAAAACACUAGACCAAUUACGAAAAGUUUUCCCCGAAUGGUCAAACGGGGAGCCUCUUCUAGGCGUCAACCCUAACAUGCCAAGUACAGUACCAGGGUUUGCAACACUAGAAGCUGAACGCAUCAGUUUGGGGGAAAGAGUAGCAGCCCUCGGUUACGCGCCAGUAGUACAAGAGUAUUUGAAAAAAGGAAGUCCUCAAUGCCUAAGGGCGAAGUUGUGGUCCCAAGUUUUGGGGUCCGAUGUUAAGAUUCCGCAAAUGACAUACUUCGCCCAACUAAAGAAGAAUGUUCUGGAAGUAGAUUUGAUGAUAGACAAGCUUAUUUUCAAAGAUGUGCAGUUGACAGCAUCUAACGAUGACCAGUAUUUUGUAUUUGAAGAUUUGCUGUAUCAGGUGAUGUUAUGUUUCUCCCGUGACAUCGAAGUGAUGCAGCACUUGAAGGGCAGUAUCGGCAACCCGCCCACCGUCACUAUCAAAGGCAAACAGACUUCGCUCGAAAGCGUCACUGUAUUUCCACCGAGCGGGAUUAUUCCCUUCCAUGGGUUCACUAUGUAUGCAACACCUUUCUGCUAUCUGUACGACGAUCCAGUUCAGUUGUACUACACGUUUCGUGCAUUCUACAUACGAUAUUGGCAUCGGCUGCACUAUAUUUCAACUCAUCCACAGGGUAUAGUAUCAUUGUGCCUUUUAUACGAGAGGCUUUUAGAAGCGAACGAACCAUUAUUAUGGAUACAUUUUAGAAAUAUUAAUAUUAAUCCAAUCAGAGUGGUGUUCAAAUGGUUGAUGCGAGCAUUCAGCGGUCAUCUACCACCGGAUCAAUUACUUCUACUCUGGGAUGCCAUACUCGGCUACGAUUGUUUAGAAAUCCUACCAUUAUUGGCGCUGGCAAUACUUAGUUUUAGAAAAGAGAAUAUAUUCCAAGUGAAUACUUUGCAGAACGUUGAUGCCGUGUUGGCGGACUUGUCUACCAUAUCUGUUAUACCGUUGUUGCAAUUAGCGUUAAUGAAGGCCUGAUGCGAUGUUCUGCGCAUAUGUGAUAGAGAAAUCUUGGGCUAGGUUUAGAGAGCAUCUAUUUGCGAGGCAAAAGCUGAGUAAAUUGGUACUUACGUAUUUAAUAAUGAGGUAUUUUUUUAUUCGAGUCAUUUACGUGAUUCUAUGGUUAAAACUUAAUGUUAGUGAUAUUGUUGAAAGAACACAAAGUUCUUGUACUCUGAUUGAGUGGGAACUCGUCAUAACUAUAGAAGCUUGGGAGAAUCAUAUUCAGCCAUUAUAAUAUCUAUUCGAAUUGUCUAGUUAAAAAAAAUGAUAAUUUUGUAAAGAUUUUGUGUAUUUUAAAAAGAAGAAUUCCAAAUUAUGUUGUGUAUUAACAAAAGCUAUUGUUGUCAUUUAGUUUUAUAUAAAACAAAAAAGAGACGAAAAUAGAUCCGAGUUGUCAAGUAAGGUUACUUAUCUAAAAGCUGAAGUUUAGCUUUCAUAAUUGUUUCGGUCUAUUUGUAAGAAAGACUGCAAUAUUAAUAAUGAAGUUUGAAUUGAGAACAAAAUAAUCUGAUCCAAUUAUGAUAUGCUCAAAUGAAAAUAUUUUUUAUGUUUUAAUAAUUUUCAGAGCAGUAAUUAAAUAAACGGCGGUUAUAAA